GAAAUCGGCACCGACCAGAGCUACAUAGGGAAGCAAAUCAAUGGCUAUUUGCAGAUCAAGUCUUGGUGCGCGGAUGGCAUCGUUAUCGCUGGUGCUCAUUAGUCUGAUUAGUCUGGUAUCUCGAGUAGAUGCACAGCGUCUGCCAACAAACAACUGCGGCAAUAUUUUACGAUAUCAGCGUCAAGGCGACAGCUGGAUCGGUAUUUUGAAGGCAUCAACAAAUGGCCUUAGAGAAUUGGAAUGGAGAUUACAUUUCAACUACCUCGCAUCUAAUCAGGUAAGCCCUGGUUUCUAUAAUGGCAAUUAAAUGGCCUUUUCAAUUGAGCAGGAUUCUGUUAAUUUUGGAGAAGUGCUGUCCUACCCUGAUGAUUCCACAGCCGUUAGAAUCCUUUUAAAAGGCGGACAGGUUGAGAUGUACUUACGCUUCCGAAACUUUAACGUUGAGUUGCCAAAAUUAGUCCUUGCCGAACUCAAUGGCGUACGGAUGUGCACAGCUGAAAUAUCGCUAGGCGCUGGUUCGACUUCAUCUGCACCCACAUAGAUCGCGAACGCUCAAAGAAAGCGGAGAUCUACUCCUACUAUGGCUUACGUGCUCGAAAUGGAAUGUCAACGGCACCACCCUUGGAUAUUAGAAGAUUACCGACAACUUCAGAAAUAAUUGUCCGUGUAAGGCCUCCUCCGCGUGUACAGCCCCCAGCAGAUAAAUGUGGUGAAGAAGGUCUUAUUGCACUGUUCAUUGGUGGCACAAAUGUGCCAAGAGGGCGUUUCCCCUGGGUAGCACCUCUGUACCACGAUGACAAUCCCGAUCCGUACGUCGUUGAUCUAAACUACAAAUGUGUGACAACACUGGUAUCGACCCGCACAGUAGUUACUGCAGCGCAUUGCAUUUGGGGCAAAAAACGCGAGGAAAUGCGCGUCUAUGUAGGCCGCCAUGAUCUGGAAUCGUAUCCCGAGGAGGGCGCCGUUCUAAUGGAAAUUCAGAGCGUUCAUACACAUCCGGACUUUAUAGGCGAUGUGGUGCCCGAUUCGGACAUAGGCAUACUAGUCUUCACCACUCAUGCGACAAUAUCUAGCUAUGUACGUCCCAUAUGCAUGUGGUCGUUGAAAGCUUCCUCCAAUGAAAGCUUAUUCGAGGAAGCAGUUGUAGUUGGGUGGGGAGUAGAUAAGAACCAGAAUCACUUACGCUUUCCCAAGUCCGCUGAGAUGCAGAUUGUAUCAAGGGAGACUUGUCAACGGAAAAUGAUCUCCGCCAUUCAUUUCUUGACUUCUCGCACACUCUGCGCUGGCAAUAAAGAUGCGCAUGGUCCCUGCUCCGGUGAUUCGGGGGCUGGACUCAUGGUCAAAAUAAACAAUCAAUGGACCCUUAGAGCUGUCGUUUCGACGGCCCAGCGCUUGGGCAACACCUGUGACUUGAGUGGUUACGUCAUCUAUAGCGAUGUAUCAAAGCAUCUUCAAUGGAUUGAGAGCAAAAUUGUGCGAUAAGAGCAUUUUUUAACAAAUAAAUACUAUAUAUAUAUAUUG
Molecule: messenger RNA, 1521 nt
Organism: Scaptodrosophila lebanonensis
Lineage: Eukaryota; Metazoa; Arthropoda; Insecta; Diptera; Drosophilidae
Product: serine protease gd-like
Exons: 3
Coding region: 604-1482 (292 amino acids)
Biological process (GO): proteolysis
Molecular function (GO): serine-type endopeptidase activity
Source: RefSeq, a predicted model, not a curated record